AUGGCAAUCCACCGAUCAAUCCUUAAAACAUGGCAACUCGGCACUCGUACGUUUAAUCGCCCUAAUAUCUUCAUUGCAGGCCACCUCACGCGGUCCUUCUCAUCCACGCGGCAGCUCUCAGAAGCGGGGAAAAUUACAACACAUCACGGACAGAACUGCAGUCCUCCGCGUGCUGGUGUUCCUUACUCCCCAGCAGCCAAAGCAAACGGUCUCGUCUGGGUUUCAGGCCAGGUCGCAGCUGAUGCUACUGGGAAAUACCUAGACAAUGGCCUCUCAGUGACUGAGAAAUCACAUAGAAUGAUGCAGAAUGUGAAGGCCGUUCUUGAAGGAGCGGGGUCGUCGUUGGAUAAAGUCGUCAAGGCCAAUAUUAUCUUCACCAAGAUCGACGAUGACUAUGAAGAGUUCAAUGAGGUGUACAAACAAUAUAUCACGCAUAACCCUGCAAGAACUAGUGUUGAGGUUUCGGGACUGCCGAAGCCGGCGGAUAUUGAGAUUGAGGUUGUUGCAUUAGCUUAG
Messenger RNA from Aspergillus pseudotamarii, 516 nucleotides. RefSeq names its product Endoribonuclease L-PSP/chorismate mutase-like protein. Gene Ontology annotation, cellular component: cytosol; mitochondrion. The coding region runs from base 1 to 516 and encodes 171 amino acids. The record is from RefSeq and is a predicted model, not a curated record. Gene Ontology annotation, molecular function: deaminase activity. Lineage: Eukaryota; Fungi; Ascomycota; Eurotiomycetes; Eurotiales; Aspergillaceae. The transcript is spliced from 4 exons.